GUGCCGCAAGCUCCACCUCACCCACAACGAGUACGUGCUGCUGCUGAGCGAGGCGAGCGAGUUCGAGAGGGACUUCCGCACCGUCCUGCUGCCUGGCCUGUUGGAGUGUCAGCAGGCACUGCAGGAGGGCUUCAUCUCUUCGUGGCGCUCUGUUCUGCAAGAGCUGGCAAAGUACUCAAAUCUGAGUGAUGAGAGGUUUAGAGAGAUUCAGAACCGGAUGACCAGCUGUGCUGAACAAGUGAGGCCAUCAGAGGAGUACAAGGACUUCACAGAAAAACACAAAACAUGUCCUGUUAUUCCUGUAAACUUCUCUUUUGAUGAAUCUUUGGUGGAAGACACAUCAGGAAGUCUUGUUGCCAAUGCUCUAGCAGUAGACAAUUUAACUAUUGAUUGGCUGCGGAACAAACAAAUGGAUUUAGAAGCUAAGCUUCGAGAUAUUCAGGAGAGACAUGUUGUCCUCCGAACAGCAGCAGUUAGUGCAGAAACAAAUGGGGGCUCUUCUCCAGAAGUACACAGAUUGGCAAGUUUAGAUACAGUUCGCAAAGAAUUAAAUGACAUUCGUUGUGAAGAACAUAAAAUUUCAAGGCAAGCAGAAGUGAUAAAAGGUGCACUUGCCUCAUUAGGGUGUGAGGAGGCCCCUCCUGGCUGUGAUAUUCCUUUGGAAACAUCUUUUAUAGAUACAUCAGAACAAUUACAGGAUGACCCAUCCUCUUUAGCUCACAAGCGUCUUUGUGCUCAGCAACGUCUAGUCAGCAUUCUGAGAAAGCCUUUCCGCAGAAAAUCAGUGCCAACCUCCCCUGUAGCUGGAAGAAGAAUUAAUCACGAAGAUGGAGUGGUAGUUGGUGUAGUUGGAGAAGGAGAAAUGGACAUGGAUUCGGUAAAUCCAACAAGAUCCUUAGCAGAUGAGGAAUGGUUUCACGGAGUUCUUCCUCGUGAAGAAGUGGUGAGGCUUUUGAAACAUGAAGGAGACUUUUUAGUACGCCAAACCACAAGAAAUGAUGAAUGUCAGACUGUGCUUUCAGUAUCUUGGGGUGGACAUAAACACUUUAUAGUUCAAACUACAGCCGAGGGUCAAUACAGGUUUGAAGGUCCGGCUUUCCCAACAAUAUCAGCCUUAAUAGCUUAUCAAUACAAUAAUGGUCAACCAGUAACAAGUCGGUCAGGUGCUAUAUUGAGGCACCCUAUUCCACGAGAACGAUGGGAGUUAAAUAAUGAUGACAUAAUCCUACAAGAUAAAAUUGGACGGGGUAAUUUUGGUGAUGUUUACAAAGCUCAGUUGAAGCCAGGAAGACAAGAAGUAGCUGUAAAAACGUGUAGGGUUCAGCUGCCAGAUGAGCAUAAACGGAAAUUUCUACAAGAGGGAAGAAUCUUAAAACAGUACGAUCAUCCAAACAUUGUCCGAUUUAUUGGAAUAGCUGUUCAAAAGCAACCUAUUAUGAUUGUCAUGGAACUAGUACCAGGUGGUUCACUAUUAGUAUUUUUGCGAAAUCACUCUGCAAUGCUAACGGAGAAGCAAUUGGUUGCUAUGUGCCGCGAUGUUGCUGCUGGGAUGGAAUACCUGGAGAGUAAAAACUGCAUUCAUAGAGACCUAGCUGCACGAAACUGUCUUGUGGGCCAUGAGAACAUUGUAAAAAUUUCUGACUUUGGAAUGUCACGAGAAGAAGAGGAAUACAUAGUUUCAGAUGGAAUGAAGCAGAUCCCUAUAAAGUGGACAGCCCCUGAAGCACUAAAUUUUGGCAAAUACACCUCUCUUUGUGAUGUGUGGAGUUAUGGAAUUCUGUGUUGGGAGGUUUUCUCAAGAGGAGGAACUCCAUAUGCAGGAUUUAAUAACACAAAAGCAAGAGAAAAAAUCGAUGCUGGUUAUCGGAUGCCUUCACCAGAUGGUACCCCAGAAGAUAUGUACAGACUCAUGCUAAAAUGCUGGGACACUGAUCCAGUGAGAAGACCUCAUUUCCAACAAAUAUAUACUCUAGUUGAUACGCUUUACAACAGAUAAUUUUAUCAUGUUGUCCCAUAAAGUUAACCAUCUGUAUUGAAUAUUACUGUAUUAAUUGUAUAAUUGAUCUACCGUAUACAUGGCUAUCUACAUAAAAUCUCUAUGUGAUGGAUAUAUUUAUUAGAGUAUGUGCCACUAAAUUAAUAUUAUUAUUUGUGAUUUUCACUUAUUUGGGCAUUGAUUUACACAGUGUUUUAGUGCCUUCUAUAAGCCAUAUAGGUAGUGCAAAUGAGCACAUUAAAGAUUGAAUCUAUAUUUCAUGAGAGUAUAAGUCUCCUUAGUCAAUUCAGAGGAUUCUUCUUUAUUAAGAUAAACUAAACCAUGUAGGAGGGGAAAUUAACCGUCACAGCUAACUGAGCAAUGUAAAACUCAGUUUAUCAGCUAAUUUAUUACAACCAUUGAGCAAAGUUACUUGUCCUUGUUGAUUGUCACCUCAUGUAUUUCAUAAUCAUAAUAAGAACUUAUUUAAAUCAGAAAAUAAAGUAUUAACCAAGAACAAACUUCAUCAUAUGUUAGCUGAUCGUUCAAAACCAAAUUUCCAAAAAUAUAGUUCUUGUUCUUAAAAAUGUGAUUGUCCAAUAGAAAUAAAAGUAAAAUAAAUAUUGUAAGUCA
This is a messenger RNA of Frankliniella occidentalis (western flower thrips), 2608 nucleotides long. RefSeq names its product tyrosine-protein kinase Fer (gene FER). The record is from RefSeq and is a predicted model, not a curated record. The coding region runs from base 218 to 1996 and encodes 592 amino acids. NCBI's taxonomy places the organism in Eukaryota, Metazoa, Arthropoda, Insecta, Thysanoptera, Thripidae. Gene Ontology annotation, molecular function: protein tyrosine kinase activity; ATP binding. The transcript has 12 exons. Gene Ontology annotation, biological process: protein phosphorylation.